CGGGACUGUCAUGGUGCGGCCUUAGUCGCUCGGCCGAGGAGAGCACGUGUAGCGGUGUCGCGCGGGACGGACGGGCAGAGAUGAGCGGUCCGAAGGGGUGCAAGGCAACCCAGGGAUCCCAGUGCGGCCGAGAUCCCGGAUCCGCAAGCGCGCAACGCGUGAUGCCCGUGUCGCAGCCAGUACGUGCCAAGAGUUUGUUACGCGCAAACUUGGAGAACUCACGCUCGCGGGUCUUGCAGAGCAGAAUGCCCAACAUCAAGGUCUUCAGCGGGACCUCGCACCCGGAUCUCGCCCAGCGGAUCGUCGACCGCCUCGGCAUCGACAUCGGCAAGGUUGUCACCAAGAAAUUCAGCAACCUCGAGACAUGCGUGGAGAUAGGAGAAUCUGUCCGCGGGGAGGAUGUGUACAUCGUGCAAAGUGGAAGCGGCGAGGUCAACGACAAUCUCAUGGAGCUUCUGAUCAUGAUUAACGCCUGCAAAAUCGCCUCCGCGUCCCGCGUAACGGCAGUUAUUCCUUGCUUCCCUUAUGCGAGGCAGGAUAAGAAGGACAAGGGCGGUGAUGGUGGAGACUCUAAAAAUCAGAUUGUCAUGAAGUCGAACGAGUGGAAAUUCAGGAGCCGUGCGCCGAUCUCUGCAAAGCUAGUUGCGAAUAUGCUUUCCGUAGCGGGUGCCGAUCACAUUAUCACAAUGGACCUGCAUGCUAGUCAAAUACAAGGAUUCUUCGACAUCCCGGUAGACAACCUGUUCGCCGAGCCAGCUGUCCUCAAGUGGAUCAAAGAGAAUAUCGUUGAAUGGCGAAACAGUAUCAUUGUCUCCCCUGACGCAGGUGGUGCCAAGAGAGUCACAUCCAUCGCAGACCGAUUAAACGUCGAGUUCGCGCUCAUACAUAAAGAGAGGAAAAAGGCGAACGAAGUCGCGAGUAUGGUACUGGUCGGAGAUGUCAAGGAUAGAGUUGCUAUCCUUGUGGACGAUAUGGCUGAUACUUGCGGUACCAUCUGUCACGCGGCAGAAAAGCUGUUGGAAGCUGGUGCCACAAAGGUUUAUGCGAUACUCACGCACGGUAUCUUCAGUGGGCCCGCCAUUAGUAGGAUUAACAAUGCUUGCUUCGAAGCUGUCGUGGUGACCAACACUAUUCCUCAAGAUGGCCAUAUGAAAGAUUGCCCAAAAAUUCAGUGUAUCGAUGUCUCGAUGAUGUUUGCCGAGGCAGUGAGGCGGACACACAAUGGUGAAUCUGUAUCGUACCUGUUUUCAAAUGUACCGUAUUAAACGAAAAUCUUCCGUAAUCUACUUCAAACUGUGUAAAAAGAACAUCUCAUCAGCUCUUUUUACAUUUGUUCAUUGUUAUUGUUAGUUGACAACUACUUCGUCUACCUGUUAGUUAGAUACAUAUUUUGUGUGUCCAUUUCUAAAUUUAAAUUCACAUUUGUCUAUUUUUUCAUAAAUUUUUAACGCAAGAUAUCAAUAUCGGCACGGAACACAAAAUAAUGAACUUUUAGAAGAUUAGAGAUUUAGAUGCGUAAGAUGUUUUUUUUUUAAACUUAAUAGUUGAAUGAAUUCCUCCAAACAGCAGAAGAAAUACUUUUGAAUUUUGUUGUGAUCAAAGUUCCAGCUUCAACUCCAACUUAUGACACGGUAUCCCUUUUAUCGGUUUCAACUUAAAAAUGAUAGAAGGAUCAAUCUGUUAUAAUGACGAGAUUAGUAAUUUAAUGGAUUAAAAUAUUUGUAAACAAUUAUUAAAAUGUGUCCUCGAUGCACGUAAUAAUUAUGUAGUAUAAUUCGCCAGUGCGAAUAUCAGAUGAAACAAUUUUAGAUCUGCAAUAUCUAUAACAUUUUUUCAUACAUUAUUGUACAAGAAUUGUUUAAACAAAUUUUCGUAGUUGAGUUGAAAUGUACCCAACGCAUUGUGAUUACGACAUACACAGUAGCAAAGAAUGGCACUGAUCGCAUUUUUACAAGCAAUGCAAGCGUAACGAUUCUUGAAAAUUAUGCCAAAAUUGAAGUAAUUUACGGAUGAUAAAACUAAACUUAAAUAUUAUCCAAUCAAAAUGGCAUCCGACUAACAUGCGAAUUAAGUUUGCUAUGACAACAAUCGCAAAUUUUGUUGCUCAAUAAGAUAGUGCCAUUUGUUACUUGAUUGGGUAUUACAAUAAAUGUAUAAAAAGUAAAA
Vollenhovia emeryi is the source of this 2166-nucleotide messenger RNA. It is a transcript of the gene Prps, whose product is annotated as ribose-phosphate pyrophosphokinase 1. The record is from RefSeq and is a predicted model, not a curated record. Gene Ontology annotation, molecular function: ribose phosphate diphosphokinase activity; magnesium ion binding. Lineage: Eukaryota; Metazoa; Arthropoda; Insecta; Hymenoptera; Formicidae. The coding region runs from base 81 to 1265 and encodes 394 amino acids. The transcript has 7 exons. Gene Ontology annotation, cellular component: cytoplasm; ribose phosphate diphosphokinase complex. Gene Ontology annotation, biological process: purine nucleotide biosynthetic process; ribonucleoside monophosphate biosynthetic process; 5-phosphoribose 1-diphosphate biosynthetic process.